CUGGUGUGUUCUGUUGUUGCGUUUAUCAUCGCUCGGUUUUUUUUUGCUUUUUGCUUUUUGCUUGACUUUAUUUACUUUUCUCUUUUGUUUGCCGGGUGUGCGCGCAUUAGUCUCGGGUCGCACGCGAUUACGAUCGUGAACUUUUUUUUUUGUUUCGUUUGUUGUUGCUGUGUUUUGUGAGCAUCGACAUUAAUUGUUUGUGGAAUUUAUGCGACGGAUGUGUGUAUGCUGUUUGGAUUAGGCGCAACUUCACAGGAAACCGAUUGCGUGAUAGUGUGGAAGUGAAAGAAUUGAUCUAACGCGAGAAAAGUGAACGCGAAGAAAGUGAUCAGUUGAUAUAUAGAAAUUAAGCAAUUCAGUGUGAACCAGAAUAGUUAUUCAAUGUGCAAAGAGGAAUCAUCGAAGAAUUUAGUGUGACGAUAUCAGAGGAUAGUUGGGUGAUCAACGAGGCGAAGCAGUUCUGGAUUAGCAGGCAACAGAUUGUUCACAUCAUCGAGGGAAGCAUUUUUAAUUCUUCUGUCGGAAACCGUGAAAAAUUGGAAGAAAUCGAAGGCACCCGCUGUCGGUCCGGAAUGCCCCGCAUGUAGACUUCCCCCCACCCAGCGUGGUCUCGGAAGAGCCGCAAUGUCAGCAGCGGAAACGAAUCGCUUGAAGGCGCGAACGAAGCAUUUGGGGCUGUGACAAAUCCGCCCCGAGAUCUCGAGCACUUCCAUCACCUCGAGGCAUCGAAUAAUUGAAAAAUUAAAAAAACCCCAAAGUGUAACAUCGAAUCCAAACUGUACCUCCUUUCGUCACACCAUCAGCCGCCGUUCCCAGCCACUAUGUUCGACGACAUUAAGAUGUGUCUGAUGGAUCUGAUCAAGGUGAGCCCCAAGUCAAAGAAGUCACUCAAAGACAUCUCGACCGGCUAUUCGGCGGAUUUUAUGAAGAAGUACAACGACAUCAACAUUAUUCACUUCAACGAGAACAUGUCGAUGGUGAACAAGCUGGACAAUAUUCGUUUCUCGCCCUCGAACUACACCAACCUGUUCAAGGCGAACCCACUGCUGGAGGGCAAACGGAACAAAUCGUUUCGCGACUGGGGCGUGGAAAGCGCUUGUUUUGAAUUUUCCUCGGAUGAUCGCGACACGCUGACGAUGACGAGCUGCUCACAUUAUUCCGCCGCCGAUGAGCGCUAUCACCUUCUGCGGUCGAUUUCGCAGCAGGGCAAUCGGCUUAAGAAGGGGCGGCGUGAUGAUGGAAUGGGUGCCAAUGAUGACGAUGUCGACGAUGACGAUGAUGACGAUGAUGACGACGGUAUCAUUAUACCGCAUUACAGUUUGGAGGAGUGUUUGGGCGGUGGGAUGGCGUCUCAGCUGGAUUCGUUUUGUACGCUUUGCACCUCGUCGUUCAGCUUUAGCAACUGCAAUAACUGCGAGAAGUCCGGCUGCGGCUCGAAAUGUAGCGGAAAUAGCAGCACCACCGGGGAGGCAGAGCUUUCGUGUGUUUGUUCGCUGAAACCGGGGUGA
Toxorhynchites rutilus septentrionalis is the source of this 1508-nucleotide messenger RNA. RefSeq lists its product as uncharacterized. The record is from RefSeq and is a predicted model, not a curated record. The coding region runs from base 822 to 1508 and encodes 228 amino acids. Lineage: Eukaryota; Metazoa; Arthropoda; Insecta; Diptera; Culicidae. The transcript has 2 exons.